UUAUGCCAUUCAAAUUACUCUUAAACACCAAAUCUAUAGAACACUGAGGAUAAACUGAAAUAUAGCCCUAAUGGAAAACCCCUAUGCCGGUGCUGUCCUUAAAAAAAGAAAAGAAAAAACUGAGAUGUAGUUUCCUCCUCCUGCUUCUGCUGUCCACACACCAGCUGCCCUCUCCUUUUGUUUACUCCUCAUGCAGCACUAAGGUUACCAUGUCAUGGUUGGGACACAUCCGUCACAAGAAAGUUUCUGGGAAGUGGCGGCUAAUGUUAGCAAUGUAGCCAUGGGAAUUUCUUGUACUUUCUGCGGAUAUUAAAACUUUCAUACAUUGCAGGUGUUGUAUGAAUAUUCAGGCAUGCACCACGUUAGUGCCUUAGACUGGGGAUCUGGAGCUGGAAGGAUGAUAUCACUAAACACGCUAUCUCUGCUUUUGUGAGCCCUUGUCAAAAGAGAGUAAAACAGGGCCUGAACGAAGGAUGUUCCGACAAUCAGAGCAAGGCAGGAGGCGUGUGAAUGCCCAGCCAUCUGCACGCAUAAGAGAGGUGGAGGUUGCGCGGGGAAGAACAGGCUAUGGCUUUACACUAUCUGGUCAGUCUCCGUGUGUGCUAAAUUGCAUCCUGAAAGGUAGUCCGGCUGACUAUGUGGGACUUUGCUCCGGAGAUCAAAUACUGAGUGUGAACGAUAUUAAUGUGUCCAAAGCAUCUCACGAGGAUGUUGUCAAGCUGAUUGGCCGCUGCACGGGUGUCUUAUAUUUGGUCAUUGCUGAAGGCAGUAAUAACAAUGCACAUCUAGAUUCAUGUUCAAGUGAUGAAGAAUUGGGGUUCCAUGACCACAAGAGCCACUGGUUGCGGCCAAAGAUGGACUCGAAGACACUAGGCAUAAACCGUGCAGAACGUGUUGUAGCGGAAAUGCAAUCUGGUGGAAUCUUUAACAUGAUCUUUGAAAAUUCCAGCCACUCAUCCAGCAGCUCGGAGAAAGCAGUAGCUUGUGCCUCUGCUUCUAAAACAAGAGCUCUCUCAGAGCCAGAUUUCUCAUACGGCAAUGCCGGCCCCCGACAGAGUGAUCCCAACACGCUCACUGAAGAGGAGAUGGCCAAAGUGCUCAAUGAUGACUCUGUGUUUGUUGAUGUGUUUGAACAGCAAGAUGAAUUUGCCCUGUUGCAAAAUGCAGACUCUGCGGGUAUACUCAAUGUUGGGAUGGUUGUGGGAUACUUGGGAUCUAUUGAAUUAGCUUCAACAAGUGCCAAUUUGGAAAGUGACAGCCUGCAGGCCAUUCGUGGCUGUAUGCGGCGUCUGCGCGCAGAACAAAAAGUACACUCGUUGGUCCUGCUCAAAGUCAUGCAUGAUUGUGUACAGCUGUGCAACGAUCGAGGCGCUGUUCUAGCUACUUACCCUGCAGAAAAGUUAGCAUUCAGCGCUGUUUGUCCAGAUGACCGCCGCUUCUUUGGCCUUGUCACAAUGCAAGCCACAAAUGCACAUGCCAUAAAUAGACUUGGUGAAGAGGAGCAAGGCUUGCGUACGUCUUGUCAUGUGUUUAUUGUAGACCCGGAACUCUGUCAUCAUAAGAUCCACCAAGGUGUAGCCCGACGCUUUGGCUUCGACUGCACACCAGACCCAGACACUGGUGGCUGCUUGGAGUUCCCACCGACUUCCCAGCCGCUUCUACAGUUUGUGUCCGUACUCUACCGUGAUAUGGGAGAAUCAAUAGAGGGUAUGCGAGCUCGAGCUUUCCUCGAUGGUGAUCUAGAUGCUCAGCAGAACAACAGCACAAGCAGCAACAGUGACAGUGGCAUCGGCAACUUCCUGCCAGAGGAGAAGAGCAACCGAGUCCUCUUGGUUGACUUGGGAGCAAACCCUAGUCGACAUGUUCCCACAGGACUAUGGGAAAACCCACCAGGACCUCGUAGCCAAAGUGUCCUAGGAGGUCUUCCAUCGCCGCCGCCAGUCUCGCAUCGUAAUGGCUACCGUUCUGACCAGUUUGUAGAUCACCCUCUGCCCCAUCCACAUUCCCACGGAGACCCACCUUUGCUUUCUAGCAGGCAUCUAAACUCCUCCUCACGGCUGGAUGUGUCAGGCCUUCCUUCACGUUCCCACUAUUCCGCCCAUGGCAAGAAGGUGACAGGAGCAUCAGGCCACCGCUGGCUGCCAGUUCACGUCCGGAGAGACUGGCGUCAGGGACACAGCAGUGAUCAGGAGUCUUAUGCAGAGUCCACAGACGGAUGGUCCAGUGCUAACUGUAGCACCCUGCCACCACCCAUGAGUAAGAUUCCAGCCGACCGCUACCGUGCUGCAGGCGAGAUCGCCACACAGCCUCACCGACUCCAUGCACGGAAGGAUGAGUGGGCAAAGAAGCUGUUCGGGGAGAAGAGUCUACGAGAGCAUCAGCAACAAUCAAACGAUUGCAGAAGAAUGAAAGAUUCAGAGAAAAAGGGUGGAAGAUUUAAAGGCAUUACCAUGGGCUUUCCUCAGCGUUCCUCAGGCAGACGAUCUUUUGGACGUUCCAAGCGACUCAGUAUGGCUCGUUCCCUUGAUGACCUUGAGUCUGCAGCUGUCUCCGAUGGUGAGCUGAACAGUGUGGACCUGAAAGGCUGCGGCAGUGAUAACAGUCUGAACAGCAAUGCCAGCCUACCUAGCGUGCAAUGCCAUAGACGCCACACUGAACGGCGCGUUGCAUCAUGGGCCGUCUGCUUCGAGCGGCUGCUACAGGAUCCCGUCGGUGUCCGAUACUUCUCGGAGUUUCUGAAGAAGGAGUUCAGUGAGGAGAAUAUUUUAUUUUGGCAAGCGUGUGAAUAUUUCAGUCAUGUUCCUGAAACAGACAAGAAACAGCUGUCCCAGAGGGCCCGAGAGAUCUACAACAGCUUCCUGUCGAGUAAGGCCACCACACCCGUCAACAUUGAUAGUCAGGCUCAGCUGGCUGAUGACAUCCUCAACGCUCCGAGGCCAGACAUGUUCAAAGAGCAGCAGCUACAGAUCUUUAACCUGAUGAAGUUUGACAGUUACACUCGCUUCCUAAAGUCCUACCUGUAUCAAGAAUGUAUGCUUGCAGAGGUGGAGGGCCGUCCUCUUCCAGACCCCUACCAGGUCCCCAGUAGUCCCACGUCCAAACACAGCACAAGCUCUGACCGCUCCAACCUCUCUACACCUAAAAAGGAUGACAAAAAGAGUAAAUCGGGAAGGUCACUAAAUGAAGACAGCAGAGAUGAACAUAGCGAUAAAAAGAAAAGUGUUUUCUUCUCCUGGUCCAGAAAUAGAAGUUUCGGAAAAGGAUCUAAGAAGAAGGACCUUGGAGACUACAGCUUUACUGGUAAUAACGGACGGAGAGAAUCACAGGGCUCUUUGUCGUCUGGUGCGAGUUUGGAACUCGCAACCUCUGGGUCUGGAAAAAACGAGGCUGAGGUGUCGCGUAACUCCAUGUCGUUGUCUGAGCGUGCCGUGCGUCACUGUAACAUUAACCUUCCGGAUGGUUCAUGCAGCUCAGUACCCAUCAGGCCUGGCGUCUCCAUCAGAGAGCUGCUCUUAGGCUUGUGUGAGAAGCUGGGCAUUAAUCUGGCUGCUGUGGAUCUGUUCUUAGUAGGAGGAGAAAAGCCUUUAGUGUUGGACCAGGACUGCAUGACACUGUGCUCCAGAGAUCUGCGGCUGGAGAAACGCACGCUAUUCCGACUGGAUCUGGUGCCUAUAAACCGUUCUGUUGGGCUGAAAGCAAAACCCACCAAGCCAGUUACAGAAGUGCUGAGGCCGGUGGUGGCUAAAUAUGGCCUGAACUUAGGAGACCUGGUGGCCAGGAUAAGUGGAGAGAAAGAGCCGCUGGAUCUUGGUCUUCCUAUAUCUAAUCUAGAUGGACUGAGGGUGGUUCUGGAAGCAGGAGAACACGUUCCAGGAAAAGACAAACAAAAGCUGGUCUCAUCUAAAAGUCUUGGUCCACCUCUGUCUACGCGAAGCCAGUCUGCCACAGGGGAGGACAAAGCGGCAGGAAAUGCUUCGGCUGUGAAAACCAGGGCCCAGGUGGAAAAUCGCAAACAGAAAAAGCUUAAUAUAGAUGAAGCUGAAGAAUUCUUCGAGCUCAUAUCCAAAGCACAGAGCAACAGAGCUGACGACCAGCGGGGUUUGCUGAACAAAUCCAACCUUGUCCUUCCGGAGUUCCUGCGCCUCGACACGGAAGCAGACAGCAACAACCUCAGCUCCACCCCAGUCUCCCACAAGAACCGGCCCCGAUCCAAGGAGAACGGCUCCGCACUCAGUGCCAGCCACCAAUCGCAGAGCUUAGAUUCAACGGUGGAUGGCACAGCACCUAGACGCGCUCUGCUUCCUUCCAAUAACGCUCUCAGAAACACAGCAGGCCGAAAUCCACCACCAUUUAGUUCCUCACUAUCCCCAGUACCACACUCGCAAAGAGGGGGCUCGUCCGGGAUCACAGACUGGAGGAGUGACGGAGGGGUCCAGGCACUGGAGGAAGAGGAGAGCAGCACGGACCUGACAUUUGUCGCAGAAGGCGACAUCACAAGCCCUAACAGCUCUCUCCUUCACCAUUCCCCUAUGCCUCUCCUUCCCUCCCCAGACCGACUGCACCUCCUGAGGGAGGACACUUUCCAGGAAGGCUGGGCUCGAUCAGGUACCUCUCCUGUGUGAACAAACUACGCUCGCAUGUGUUAUCCUCACCUCUCUCUGGUCCCUCCUGAAGAUGUGUGUGAUUUCUGAGUGCUGUGGAUUUGCUGUGUUCCUCAUCGUAAGCCCUAUGCCAAACCCUGGCAAAACCACCUCCUUCCCAUGUACAUUUGACACCCUUUAAGCACUUUAAUGAAGAAUCGAAAAAGAGACUUCUACCUACAAAUGCAUUUGACAGUUUAUAUCCCCCUGAAAGUAUUUUAAAACAACUAGCCACACACAAUCUUGACAAUCAUUGACUUUACCCAGCUUUUAUUCCACUGAGAGAAACAAUAGAAUUACUGUAGCCAGUCGGACUGAUUUGAGGUUAGUAGUGAACUGUCUUCCUUGCUUUCUGCAUAAAUCUGCCCUCUGGCUGAUCACAUGAUGGCCUUAACAGGAGCCACGACUGACUGAACUAAACAUGUGAUAGUUCAUCGAUGUUAAAUAUAAACUACACACCAGACGUGGAGUGUUUGAAGUGACAAACACCCUCGUUUAUGCAUGAAUAUAUUUAUCUGUUCAAAAGAGUUGUUCAAAUGAUGUGAAUACACAAAAUGGACUAAAACCUAAACGGCCUCGAUCAGUUUUAGUACGAAAAAGGCCUCACCUUACCUCUCAAUUGUUACCAGUAGCGUGCCUUCCAUGAACCUAUCCAUGAAACCUAAAUAUCGACAAAGAGUCUUCAGUAACUUCUCAUGACCUCACAUUUCUAUAUUUCAAUCUUAAAUUGAGACCUCAGAGCUUUUAUUUUUUAAUUUUUCCAUCGUAUUCUUACAUAAAUGCAAUUCAACAAUGUGUAGUUACGCAGAUCGCUUCCUGUUUAUCACCAUGACAUCACUUCCAUGUUUUUUUUUAAGCUACGGUAUCAUAUGUUACUUAUGUAAUUGUGUAAUAUAAUCCUAAAAAAGGAUUAAUUUAUCCAGGAUGAAACUUCAGUAUAUCUUGAUAAAAUACUAAAUGUGUACAUAGUUUCUGUUACAUAUGUGUGAUUUAUUGCUAUGUUGAGUUGCCGACAUUGUUGAAUUGUUCUCCAUUCAGUUCCUUCCUGUAGCAGUCUUUUUUGUAGAGAACCAAUAUCUCUACUCGGAAUGAUAUUUCUGCAAACCUGUAAAUAGAGUUAAAUAAAUGUUAGGGGUGAGAUCUUUCUCCCUUCCUCUUA
Molecule: messenger RNA, 5799 nt
Organism: Carassius auratus (goldfish)
Lineage: Eukaryota; Metazoa; Chordata; Actinopteri; Cypriniformes; Cyprinidae
Product: regulator of G-protein signaling 12-like
Exons: 18
Coding region: 474-4622 (1382 amino acids)
Biological process (GO): signal transduction; regulation of G protein-coupled receptor signaling pathway
Cellular component (GO): cytoplasm; nucleus; plasma membrane
Molecular function (GO): protein binding; GTPase activator activity
Source: RefSeq, a predicted model, not a curated record